This is a messenger RNA of Bacillus rossius redtenbacheri, 442 nucleotides long. RefSeq lists its product as uncharacterized. NCBI's taxonomy places the organism in Eukaryota, Metazoa, Arthropoda, Insecta, Phasmatodea, Bacillidae. Bases 17 to 442 code for a protein of 141 amino acids. The record is from RefSeq and is a predicted model, not a curated record. The transcript is spliced from 3 exons.
UCUGCGCCGAGCAGACAUGGCUCCAAUAGAGUGGCUGUGUGUCACCGCGCUGGUGCUGGCCAGCAACCUGCAGGCAUGGUCACCAGGGAACACGCGCGCGCUCAUACGGUCACUGCGCCAAGCUGCAGACAACCCGCGUCGCUCCACAAGCGGCGCGGGCCACGCCGGGCCUGGCAAGAAGGACGGUGGUCCCCGGUCGCCCACAGACCGGGCGCAGCGCGUGCUGAGGCAGGCGGCAGGUCCUCCGCCAUACCCGGGGUUCGAGGUACCCCCAGGCUACCCGGGGUCCGGCGGCGACUGGGUGGCCCCCGACAACGUUGAUGUCAUCAUGGUGCCCAUCACCGUGGGACUGAAUGGCGAGUUCUAUGGUCUCUACCUCUGCUUGCUUGUUUGGCACUGCAUUGCAGAAAUCCCACAGACCUAUGUACCAGUGCAAGUAUAG